ACGUACCUACUUACAUGCGUAGAUAAGUGUUGCCCCUCACAACGCGGCUGCGCGUGGCGUCGGACACUCCUCUGCAGAGACCCAUUUUAUAUUACUACAUCCACUGCUUACUUGUAUCUAUCAGUCCGCGGCGGAAACGAGUAUCAAAAAAUAAAGUGGGGUAAACAUUAUCCAAAAUGUUUCGCGUUAAAAACACCAAAGUACCUACAGUGAUUUUAAAAGAUUUCCAAAAAUUCGCAUCGGGCUAUACAAAAGUACAUAAGGAACCAGACGGACCAUGCGUUAAAACAGAAAUUCCUGGUCCGAAAUCAAAGGCACUUUUUAAAGAAUUAUCUGAUAUUCAGCAAUGUGGUUCAGUUAAUUUAUUUACGGAUUACGAGAAAAGCGUCGGAAAUUAUAUUGCUGACGCCGAUGGCAAUAUACUUUUGGAUACUUAUACGCAAAUAUCUUCUCUGCCCCUUGGAUACAAUCAUCCUGAACUUCUUAAUACAUUCAGCAAUGACAGCAAUAUUAGGGCGUUGGUGAACCGACCAGCGCUUGGUGUGUUCCCAGGAAUCGACUGGCCUCAGAAGUUGAGAGAUGUUUUGCUCUCCGUUGCUCCCAAAGGUUGUAAUCAAGUAAUGACUAUGAUGUGUGGGGCCUGUUCUGUUGAAAGUGCGUUCAAAGCGGCUUUUAUAUGGUAUUGUACUAACAAACGUGGAGGUAAAACAACAUUUUCUGACGAAGAAUUGAAAUCCGUUAUGGACAACAAAGCACCGGGGGCACCGAAAUUAGCGAUCAUGUCAUUUAAGGCCCCACUUUUACAGGGAGCUUUCCAUGGAAGAACAUUUGGUGCUCUGGCUACUACGAGAUCGAAAGCUAUUCAUAAGCUAGACUUCCCAUCAUUUGAUUGGCCCUGUGCUAUUUUUCCUCACUACAAAUAUCCUCUGGAGGAACAUAAGCGUGAAAAUGAAGAACAAGAUAAAAAGUCUCUCGCACAUGUAUGCGAACUAUUCGAGAAGUGGGAAAAGAAGGGUAUUCCUGUGGCUGGUGUGAUUGUUGAACCCAUCCAGUCCGAGGGCGGCGACAACCAUGCGUCUCCGGAAUUUUUCCAACAAUUGCAAGCAAUAUGCGCAAGUAAAUGCGCUGCAUUAAUUUUGGAUGAAGUACAGACUGGUUGUGGACCGACCGGCAAGAUGUGGUGUCACGAACAUUUUAAUUUACCAUCGCCUCCUGAUCUGGUUACGUUCAGUAAGAAAAUGUUGACAGGUGGAUAUUACGCCCGACCGGAAUUUAAACCUCCACAAGCGUAUAGGAUUUUCAAUACAUGGAUGGGGGACCCAUCAAAGUUAAUUCUGUUAGAACAAGUUCUAAAGGUCAUAAAAACCGAAAACCUACUUGAUUUGGUUCAAUGUACUGGUAAAGUUUUGAAAUGUGGUCUUCAUGAGCUAGAGUGCGAGUUUCCAGAUAAGAUAAAUAGCGUGCGUGGUCGCGGCACUUUUUUGGCGUUUGACGCCACUUCACCAGAAAUGAGAGACAAAAUUAUGGGAAAUUUGAAGAAAAACGGUGUGCUGGGAGGAGUUUGCGGAACAACUUCUGUCCGUCUUCGGCCUGCCUUGACAUUCGCACCUAAGCAUGCGGAGAUCUUUUUGGAUAUCCUCAAGAAAUCAUUACAACAAAUCAAAUAAGCUUACAGUUAUUUCUUUAUUCACGAAGAAUAAGAAUAUAGGUACAUACUUUGUUAUAGUACCUAGGUACGUAAAUCCUAAGUUUGUGUAGGGUGCACUCAAUGUACCUAAACAAUUGAAUGUGGCCCACUUGUACUACAUUUUUAUAAUGUCUUCAUUUCGGUAAUUUUGUAUUAUUCGUAUGUUUUAAGACGACGACAAAGAUACGUUUUUUUAAAGAAUCUUUUAUACCAUUUUAGUUCACCAUUUUAUGCGCCUAAUCGAAUAAUAAUCAUGAGUAGAAUGAGGUAAAAUAUUAUCUACCAAAUUCAUUUGAUUUCAUGCAGUAGGCAUACAUGUAAUGUGCCCUAAUUGCGUAAAUGUCACCGCUAAUCCGCUUCAGUGAUAGAACUUUCGUUUUCAUAGUUUUCCGCAACAGCAAAGUAAAUACACCCUCGUUUUUAAAUGUAUUUUUUUCUCAAAUACAUAUACGUAAAUAGAGGUAAAGCAUAAAGGAUCUUGCAUACACAACUAUACAACGUGUAACGUUAAAUGCUCAAAACCUGAAAUAGUUUGAUCAGAACAACACAUUAUUCAAAAAAUCUUCGCCUCUAUUUAUUAUGGGGUAUUUAUUAUAAACUCAGUCGCAGAUUAUGGGGUGUUGGCUGUACCUAAACCUAGUCCCAGAUUUAUUUAUCGGCCUCGUGAUCAAGCAGAUAAUUAAGCAAAAGAAAAAUGAGAUAGCCUAAAGGCUCUUUUAGCUUUAUCCGGGUGCGGGAAGAAGUUCCACCGAGGAGCUUAUGAAUGCGCAACUCAACAGCGACCGGCCACUUGCAAAGAACGAUUCGAUUCGAUAUCCCUAUCUUCGGUUAUCAUUUACUGCAAUUCACCGCUUUAUAGUAACAAAACAUUAAUUUUCUUCACUGCCAAGUAGGUAAAAGACAAAGUAGUUAAACCAUUCUAAUGUUGAUUAAGGUCUAUGUUAUCACUUCUGUUUUACAUGCACAAUGAAUAUACAUGAUUAUCUGAAGUUAUUUUUUUGAAUAUGUUUUUUUUUUAUUAUGCCAAAGUCCUACGUCUUUUUAUGCGUAGGUGUAUGUGUCAGUUUUGUAACUAUUUAUUAUUUUGUAAUUUUAUUCCAUUUGAAGAUGUCGUGUUUAGUGGUUUUUUAGAUAAAAUAGACUGAUCCAUGUCUUCCAAAUAUACGAAUUUCGAUUCUCUAAAA
Molecule: messenger RNA, 2871 nt
Organism: Helicoverpa armigera (cotton bollworm)
Lineage: Eukaryota; Metazoa; Arthropoda; Insecta; Lepidoptera; Noctuidae
Gene: Gabat
Product: 4-aminobutyrate aminotransferase, mitochondrial
Exons: 10
Coding region: 177-1667 (496 amino acids)
Biological process (GO): GABA catabolic process
Cellular component (GO): mitochondrion
Molecular function (GO): pyridoxal phosphate binding
Source: RefSeq, a predicted model, not a curated record